This is a messenger RNA of Phoenix dactylifera (date palm), 544 nucleotides long. The record is from RefSeq and is a predicted model, not a curated record. Lineage: Eukaryota; Viridiplantae; Streptophyta; Magnoliopsida; Arecales; Arecaceae.
UGUAUUUAAUGUCUUAAUAUAUGCCUUUCACCAUGUUAAGGAAGUUUCUUGCAUCAAAUUAUCUGUGUAUUCAGGGAUGAAGUUUUUAAAGAUGAGACAGACAGCAGCCAUGGAAGCUUAGCUGCUUUUAAGCCUAACAUUCAGGAGUUGGAGAUGCUUCUAGAGGCUUACUUUGUGCAGAUUGAUGGCACUCUAAACAAAUUAUCCCAUUUGAAAGAGUAUGUGGACGAUACAGAAGAUUACAUCAACAUCAUGCUAGAUGAGAAAGAGAAUCAGCUGCUACAGACGGGAGUCAUGCUCACCACCGCAACUGUUGUAGUCACUGCUGGCAUUGUGGUUGUGAGCAUAUUUGGUAUGAAUAUAGGUAUUUCGCUAUUUGAUGUUCCAACUUUUUCCCAAUUCUGGGAGACCACUUUUGGCACCAUAGGCGGCUGUAUCGUCCUAUAUGUUUUAGCCAUUGGAUUGGGCAUGAGAAGUGGACUGCUGCAAUGAUCACAAUUCUGAGUUAUAAGCAUAUAGAGCUGACAUGGAAGGUGCUUUACAC